Molecule: messenger RNA, 8568 nt
Organism: Coregonus sp. 'balchen'
Lineage: Eukaryota; Metazoa; Chordata; Actinopteri; Salmoniformes; Salmonidae
Source: the annotation of a GenBank genome assembly
AAAUCCUUACGUGGCAGUCUCACCGAAGCUAGCUAGGAAGUUUACAAAAUAUCCUCUAUAGCUUGUUCUGAGGCUCCUGCUGCGAUACAUGUGCAAUUUUAGGGGAUAUUUGAAAUCGCUGGUACACAGAGAAUCUACAAUUGUCACGUAACGCUAGCUAAAAUCUAAGCAUGUUCACGGCUUCAGAGAUCGUUGUUCUUCUUGGGUUCAUGUCCGCAACAGCGUCCGGCUACUUCGUUAGCAUAGACGCUCAUGCAGAUGAGUGCUUCCAUGAGCGGGUUAACUCGGGAACCAAGAUGGGCCUGAUGUUUGAAGUUGCUGAGGGGGGCUUUUUGGACAUUGACGUUGAGGUGAGAUGGAAUUUGUGCUUUUGUGAUUGAUUUGGGUUCACUUGCGCAAAGAUGGUGGGGAGUGGCCAGCGAGAUGGCUAAUGUCGCUAGCUAACGUUAUACAGGAAUAAUUGUUAGUUAGCUAGCUACUCGCUGCCAUUCCUAACAGCUGUCAGUGUCACAUAACUUGAAACAGGUCAUCCACAUUUCUUUGACAGCCGACUAUAGGUACUGCUCCACCACAUUAUGCAUUCACCAGCAGAUAGUUGAGAAUUGUAGUCAUACAAAUUAGAUCCAUAUUUUUAAGGGAUUUCACAAGUAGGUAAGAUGUUUGCUACCAUGUGGUGCAGACCGCCCCAAUUCCCCAACCACUGAAUGAAAUAUUUUGCAAAAACGGUCCAGACAAUUUUUAAAAUCUUGAUUAGAGCGCUAGCACACCACAACUAUGUUGCAACAUGAGGUGUCUAAUAUUUGUAUGAUAUUGUCUAAUAUGUAGAUAACAGGACCUGAUGGCAAGCAGAUCUACAAAGGAGACCGAGAGUCCAGUGGAAAGUACUCCGUGGCAGCUCACAUGGAUGGGACCUACAAGUUCUGCUUCAGCAACAAGAUGUCCACCAUGACACCCAAGAUCGUCAUGUUCACUAUUGACAUUGGAGAGGCACCCAAGGGACAGGACAUGGAGACUGAAGGUAAGCUUUAGUUGUGUGUGUGUGUGUGUGAAUUAAAGGUAGAAUCAGCGAAAUGACACUGCCAUGUGCAGCACCGCAGAUAUUGAGAUGAGCGAGAUGUAUGACUUUGCUCUCACACAGUCACACACAGUAUCUGCGCAUGUGCACGGGUUCGCUUCCUGCUGAUGACAGCGUGGUAGCCAGGGCACCAAAACAGCAGAGAAGUUGAGCCUCGCGCUUCAAUACUUUUAGUUGUUGCGGAAAUUGACCUACUAUGCUGUUUACUUUCUGCAUCUACAUCAUAUCGCUGAUUCUACUUUUAAGCUCUAUUCUUCAUAUUUGUCAAUUGCUAUAACGGAUGAUCACAUUUCUGUUUUCACAUACUAUUCCUCUUUUCUUUAUGGUUCUAUUGUUCUCUUUCUCUUCAUCCUUUUGACUGGGUUUGACUGUCUUUCGCUUCACCCAGGUGGAGAGAGUUGGGAUGGUAGGAUUCACGCCUCGCCUGGAACUAUGUUUGCCCAAAUGCAUUCGGUUUCCUCUAAUCUGAGUUGAAUGAGUUUUCCAGUGCAAUCUAAUGUUCACGAAUCACCACUUAGUUACAUUAGUACAUGUUGCCUGGGAAUGAUGUGAGGAAAAUGUGUCUGAAAUAACCCCUCACAAUUUAUAGAUGCAGGAAUAUGUUGUGUGCAUGAUUUGAGACAUCCAAGACAGAGACUAGUAAUGUUGUUUUGCAGAGUGUUUUAAUUGACAAAACACAACUUUGUUUGGAAGUUGUGUGUCUUCAUUGUUUACUCUAAUAUGCAUGUAAUUUUCAGUAGAAUGUUGUGGAUUCUACGAUGAUCCUAAUUGGUUGGUUGUGUGUUCUGUUCCAGCCCACCAGAACAAGCUGGAGGAGAUGAUCAACGAGCUGGCGGUUGCCAUGACGGCUGUCAAGCAUGAGCAGGAGUACAUGGAGGUCCGGGAAAGGAUACACAGAGCCAGUGAGUUACACUGCACGUGAAAUAAGUGUCAGAGUAGACUAGUUAAGAACUUCAUUGUUAUGUUGCGUGUGCUGCAGUGUUUAGUGCUGACAGUUGGUCUUGAACUUAUUAGUCAUUGUUUUCUGUUUUCUUUCCAUCCAGUCAAUGACAACACAAACAGCAGGGUGGUUCUCUGGUCGUUCUUCGAAGCCCUGGUCCUGGUGGCCAUGACUCUGGGACAGAUCUACUACCUGAAGAGGUUCUUCGAAGUGCGCCGAGUUGUGUAACACCUCAAACCUUCCCACUGUGACUUCCUGUUGCACUGUUAUCUCAGCACAGAGACAGCAAAACAGUCACACCUUGGAAAUAAGACUCUUGGCAGAUUUCAGUAAAAGUCUGAGUACAAAUUGGAUCCCUUUGUUUUUUUAAAAAUGUUUUACCCUGUUACCACUUGUUAUUUCCAUCUUCAUGUGCUUGUUACUGUUGUAUGUGUUUUGAACUCUAGGCCUUUCAAAGAUCAUAGGGUUGAUGAUGUCAAGUUUGAUUUAUUUUCUCAUCGCUGCGGGAGCAAAUUAUUUGUUAUGGAUUACUCCACGCAGCUUGGUCAACUGCAACUACUAGCCAUGCACUAGCCAGGGAGGUUGUCUGUCUGUCUAUAGUCAGUGGAUGGGCUGUAUAAAGUAACAAAACCAGGACCGGCAUUUGCGAGAUGCACACUGAUGUUUAUGCAAGAAUGUAUCCCUUAUUUGACCCAUUGUUUGGACCCCUUUGCAAUUGAUAUGACGAAGUAGUUGAUAUAAAGUAUGCAUCAGCUCAAGGUGAGACACUUGGGGCUUGUUCAGGAGAGUGAAAUAUCACAGAACGUUCACGUAGAAAUGUAUUGUGCAGAACCGACAUGCUUCUGUUAUGUAGAAUAAAGAAUUGUGUCCAAAUAUCAUAUUUCUAUCAGCAACUUUCUGAAUGUUGCAUCCUGCUAAAGAUCCCUGAAUAUCUGAAGGAGUUUUAUUGUCUGGGAAGCAGAUGUUUUUGCUCUUUUUGCAUUUGAGUCAUAGAUCCAUGACACAUAAUCCUUCUGAAUGUGUACACAGGGGCAGUGCAGGGAUAACCUUUCUACUCCCAUUUUACCACAGAUGGGUUAUAGUCGGUCAGCGUUUACUCAAACCUGGCCCUGGGGAUCCACUGGGUGUGCAGGGUUUAUUCUAGCUCAUCACUAACACACCUGAUGCAACUAAUCAAUUAAUAAUUUAACCCUGGAUUAGUUGAUUCAGGUGUGUUAGAGCUGCGAUGGCACAAAGCCCCAGACCCCAAUAGUUGCCCAGAAUCAGGAAUGAAGAACACUGUAAUAGAUUAUAUUGAGUGUGGGCAGGGGGCUGAAACUAUGUUAUGAUUGCUGAGGUGAGGUGGUUGCUUCAACAUUUUUUGGGGGGACUGGUUGUAGUUUGGGGUGGGGAAGGUUGGGAGCUCUACUUUAUGUGGCAGUAAGCCAUUUUUUAUUUUCUGGUGCAUAUUCAGUGUGGUGCAACAUUCAGAACAUAGGUAUGUUGAUGUAUAAGAAUGGACAUGGCUUUCCAUUCCGCUAGAGGAUUAAUUGUAGGCCUAUCCUAUAAUCUAUACACUAUAUAUCUAUCUGAAACACCAUAAAUGUUGUGUCUUACUGAAUAUGCCUCAGUUUUGUACUUUACAUGAUCUGAUAAGCUCAGAUGUAACUAUCACGUGAGACUGGAGUGACUACUGAGGAGAAAUUAGGUCAAGUGACUCCUGUACAUCAAUGAAGUUCUGCAGCAUGUACCUGUAAAAAUGUAAAGAAAGAUGCUUGUCUGUGGAUCCAGGUUUAAUAAAACAAAUACAAUAUUCCUAAAAGAUGCUGUUUGUGUUUUAUUUUUGUCUAAUCUCUUGACAUGUAUUAUUUAUUGGUAAAAAUAUAUAUAUUUUACAACUAUUGGGGACUAAAGAUCACUGAAAUUAUUCAGAAUGAUGAACUGCCGCAGGCAGUACAAAUAUUCAUAGUGCUUCCGAUUUCCAGCCGGACUGUAAACAUCGAUGUACAGGAAGUCGGUACAGCGUGGAUUGUGGCUGCAUUUCCAACAUGGAAAACACAACUGAAGGAAAAUGGGAUAGUUUACCCGUUAAACUUAACGACGGUAUUAUGCAAACGCUCGAUGAGCUUGGAUUUACACAUAUGACACCAGUUCAGGUAUUAACAUUUCUUUACAGUUUUCGUUUAUUUCACUCACAUGCCAUAGCCAGCUAUGCUAUGCUAACUUGCUAGUUAACUAGCUCCUCUAAUUCAAUCUCCACAGUAAUAAUUUCAAUAUUUUUAUAUUCCAGUCUGCCUGUAUUCCACUGUUUAUGCGAAAUAAAGAUGUGGCUGCCGAGGCUGUAAGUAUGACUUGACACACAUUAUUGUUUACCAUGUAACUCGGAUGUUUUGGUACUGCAUUUCUCCAGAACCAGAUUGCAUAGGUAGCUAACUAUUGGAGGGGGAAAGAUAUAAGCAACACAAAUCUUCUCGUUGCUGUUGCAGGUGACUGGCAGUGGAAAGACACUGGCCUUCGUGAUUCCCAUCAUAGAGAUACUUAUAAAGCGAGAGGACAAACUGAAGAAAAUGCAGGUAAGGUUUGGGUUAUUUCGUUUCUUAGACUUGUUAUUGCAAUGGUUACCGUUUGAGUAUAUGUGUAUGGUUGUGAGUCACUUUGACUUUUGAUAUACAGUAUUAAACUGUGAGACGUUAUGUUUCACAGGUUGGUGCGCUGAUUGUCACGCCAACAAGAGAGCUGGCCCUGCAGAUCAGUGAGGUGAUGGGCCAGUUCCUCCAGAAGUUCCCUCAGUUCAGGUAGGAGGACAGCCAGCGGAGAGAUAAAACCGGAGACAUGAAUACAGUUCAGCAAGCUCUGUUCCAGAUCUAAAAUUGUAAUUGUUCCAAGACUCAUAUUGUAAUCCUGUUAUGACCUGAACUCUUCCUCUUUCAGACAGAUUCUGUUGAUCGGAGGGAGCAACCCCAUUGAGGAUGUGGAGAAGUUCAAGGAACAGGGGUAAAUAUGCUCUUCCUCUGAUCUCACACAAAGAUGGGAGCUUUUUUGUGCCACUUGUUUUUAUCUCCAGAUCUGAUGCCAUACAGCAAGCCUGUAAAGAUACAAAAGUAUUUCCAGUCCCACGUUAAAUCAAGUACAACUUAUAAAGGCUUUAUAUAGCAUACAUAAAUGCUUCACAAAUAAUCUAAGCGUAUGUCAGAGUAUGUAUAAACAUGAAGCGUUAUGUCACAUUUGGCGGCAAUUCACCCUACAUUAGGAAUGGUUAUGUCACCCUUUAUACACCAUUUACAGAGUAUGACACACACUUAUAGAUCAUUUGUGAAGCAUUUAUGUAGUGCUUAUGAGUCCUUUAUAUAUGCAAUAUAAAGCCUUUAUAAGUUGUACUUUGUUUAAAGUGGGACUGGAUUCCCUAACUGACAAUUAAGUAUUCUAAAUCAAUGAGGUGUCUCUUCCAGGGCCAACAUAUUGAUCGCCACCCCGGGCCGUCUGGAGGACAUGUUCAGGAGGAAGGCAGACGGUCUGGACCUGGCCUUGUCAGUCAAGUUUCUGGAGGUCCUGGUCCUGGAUGAGGCUGACCGCCUGCUGGAUAUGGGCUUUGAGGCCAGGUACUAUAGUGCAAUACAAUAGACUACAACUAUGCAAUACAGUACAGUAUUGGACAUUAAGGACAUGUCCAAUACAAUAUGAUUUACUACAGUACAUUACAAUCACCAGGCUGUUGGACAUUGGCUUUAAGGUCAGGUACAACAGCACAGUACACUUUAAGUACUUCACUCUCUCCCUCCCUUUAUCUCGCUCUCCAGUCUGAAUGUUAUCCUGGGGUACCUCCCUAAGCAGCGUCGUACAGGUCUGUUUUCAGCCACUCAGACUCAGGAGCUGGAGAAGCUGGUGAGAGCUGGUCUCAGGAACCCUGUACGCAUCACAGUGAAGGAGAAGGGCGUGGCCGCCAGCUGCACCCAGAAAACACCAGCCAGGCUCUGUAACUACUACACAGUGAGUAACAUACACUGUUGGGGAUUUUAGGUUGUUCAAGUUUGGAAAUGCUGGAUUCAAAGGAUAAAGCGGACCACAACUUUAUUUUUUGAAAUGUAACUACAUGUAAUCUAAAAUGUAAUCUACGUAAUUCCCAAAAGUAAUUAUUUAUCAUGAGAGGACCAUAAACAAUAACUAGUAAUGCUGCAUACUCCAAGAAAGGUUAAAAUCCACAUAAACAGUUUGUGCACAAAACAGGAAGACCGAAACAUUCUCUCAAGGAGUCUGAGACACAUUCUCAGAGGCCUCAUUAUGAGAGCAUCCUUAUCUCUGUUUCGCUCUAUGUCCCAGCCUGUGCCAUAAAAUUACUCAUGGGCUAUAAACCAUCUGUCUAAGUGGAGACACAAACACAGGAAAAAAGACUAACCAUGAUUGAUUCUAUCUGUUAUUUCUUGUUUGUCAGAUCUGCAGAGCGGAGGACAAGUUUAACAGUCUGGUAGCGUUUCUUAGACAACACAAACAUGAGAAACAGCUGGUGUUCUUCAGGUAUGUAUCCUGCCUACACAGCUCUCCAUGUUAAAGUGUCUCACCAUGACUACAGCUACCUCUAGUAUUCUACUUAAUGGCCGACUAUAUUCAUCAACAUUGCAGACUGUGUGUUUUCUCUCUCCCUCAGUACGUGUGCGUGUGUGGAGUACUUUGGCCGAGCCUUGGAGGCCCUGAUUAAGAACGUCACCAUCCACUGCAUCCACGGCAAGAUGAAACACAAACGCAACAAGAUCUUCUCAGAGUUUAGGAGCCUAAAGGGGUGAGUCUUUUAUCCCUUGCUGUUAGCUCAGCUGAGGAGAGCAUGGGUUUGAUCUUUGCAUUGUAACGUAACGUUGUGUUUCAGUGGUAUCCUGGUGUGUACUGACGUCAUGGCCAGAGGCAUUGAUAUCCCAGAAGUCCACUGGGUAUUGCAGUACGACCCCCCUAGUUGUGCCAGUGCCUUUGUGCACCGGUGUGGACGGACAGCACGCAUCGGUAACCAAGGCAACGCCAUGGUCUUCCUGCUCCCCAUGGAGGAAUCUUACGUCACCUUCCUGUCCAUCAACCAGAAGGUAUGCCCUUUGUGUUUCCCUCUCCAUCCCUCUCCAUCUCGCUUGCCUUCCACGCUCUCUCCACCCCUCUCUCUCUCUAUUUAAAACCAACCUGCCCCUCCCUUUCUCCUGACAGUGUCCUCUGGAGCAGAUGGUCCCAGUGAGUGACGUGGUGGAUGUUCUGCCCAAGGUGAAGGCCCUGGCUCUGGCAGACCGGGCCAUGUUCGACAGGGGCAUGAGGGCAUUCGUCUCCACCGUACAGGCCUACGCCAAACACGAGUGCAGCCUCAUCUUCAGGGUCAAAGGUCAGAACAAAUCCCUUUUACCUUCCCUGUGUACAGACCCUCAAAUAUGAAAAUGAUCGAUUGUGUUGUUAGAUUGUUUAUGCUAUGGUCUGAGGAGAAUUAUGUUUAUGAUGUCAUCCUCCUCCUGUCAUUGGUCAGAUCUGGACUUUGUUGCGCUGGCCCGUGGCUUCGCCCUCCUCCGCAUGCCCAGGAUGCCCGAGCUGAAAGGGAAGAACUUCCCAGACUUCAUAGAAACGACCAUAGACACAGACAACAUCCGCUACAAGGACAAGCAGCGGGAGAAGCUGAGGCAGAAGCUGCUGAUUGAGUUGAAGGUGAAGAGAGAGGAGAGGGCCGCUGCCCCCAAGAGACACAACGAUAAGAACAAAGCCUGGUCCAAACAGAAGAACAGGAAGGACCGCAGGAGGAAGACUGCUGCCAAGAGGAACCGGGAUGAGGUAUUUAGUCUUUUAGAGCGUUAAGGGACGGUUUUCCAGACUCAGAUUAAGCCUAGUCCUGAACUAAAAUGCACUUUCAAUGGAGAUUUCCCAUUGAUAUACAUUUUUAGUCCAGGAAAUGGGCCCUAAAAUGCUUUCAGAACAUCUUUAAACAUGGGAGCAGGGCCCAUAUGCAGAAAGAAAGUAGGACAUCAGAUGACUGUUAAUUAAUUAACCCUUUGUGUGUGCGUGUUCUCUUCAGGGCUCGGAUAUGGACGAUGAGGACAUGAAGGAGCUGUUGAAAGACACUCGUCUCCUGAAGAGAUUGAAGAAGGGACAGAUCAGCGAGGAGGACUUUGAGAAACAGUUGACAGCAGGACCGAAGAGCCAGAGGAAGACAGCAACAGGCCCCUCAGAGGACCCACCCAGCUCAGCGGGAGAGGAGGACGUAUGAAACACAACACACCGGUCAGUGUUUUCCCCAAUGUUCUAUCAGCAGGUCAGGCUGUCCAACUAGCCCUGUUGACCCUGGAAAAACAGAACAUUUUUUAUAUUUUAGGGGGGCCCUUUAUGCCCCGCCUAGAGAACAACCAUAGGGGAAACACUGCCUGUUACACUAAGAAGCAGGCCAGGACCACCCAUUGAAUGUUGAAUACACUUAAAAUAGAGCCAACUGUUUUGCAUCUAUUACUCUGUUAUGAACCAGAGAGAUUCACCGCCUUUCAGGAAAGUUUUAUGUAUACAGUGUAAAGUUAUGUGCAACAUCAUUUUCUAAUUAACAAUCUAUAAAGAUACAAACUGAUUCACC